Linepithema humile (Argentine ant) is the source of this 1935-nucleotide messenger RNA. It is a transcript of the gene CCT3, whose product is annotated as chaperonin containing TCP1 subunit 3. Lineage: Eukaryota; Metazoa; Arthropoda; Insecta; Hymenoptera; Formicidae. Gene Ontology annotation, biological process: protein folding. Gene Ontology annotation, molecular function: ATP-dependent protein folding chaperone; ATP binding; ATP hydrolysis activity. The record is from RefSeq and is a predicted model, not a curated record. Gene Ontology annotation, cellular component: chaperonin-containing T-complex.
CUCUAUGCUCAUAGCUUUGUACCUUACUGUGCCUCACACGCUUUUAUUCUCAAGUCGAUCAGUGUUAUCUUUUUCUGGAAAAAUCAUAACGCCAAUUGUUGUUACAUUUAAUAACGGAGAAAAAAUAUAAGCAUGAUGUUUGGGUCGGGUGCAGCACCAAUUGUAGUUCUGAGCCAGAACACAAAGCGGGACACCGGUAGGAAAGUGCAGAAGGAGAAUAUCCAGGCGGGCAAGGCCAUUGCUGAUGUUGUUCGAACAUGCAUCGGACCGCAGUCCAUGCUGAAAAUGCUGCUCGAUCCUAUGGGUGGCAUAGUAAUGACAAACGAUGGAAAUGCCAUACUACGUGAGAUCACCGUACAGCAUCCUGCUGGAAAAUCCAUGAUAGAGAUUGCUAGAACUCAGGAUGAAGAGGUAGGAGAUGGCACCACAUCAGUCAUAGUCCUGUCAGGUGAAAUCUUGGCCACUGCUGAACCAUUCUUGGAACAGAACAUGCAUCCCACUGUCAUCAUAAGAGCAUACCGUCAGGCUUUGGAAGACAUGGUCACAAUUCUUAAUGAGCAAAUCAGCAUCGAUCUAGAUUGCAAUGACAGAAAAAAAUUGGUCCAAGUAAUAAACUCCUGUAUAGGCACUAAAUUCAUUAGACGCUGGUCCGAGCUGGCAUGCAAGAUCGCACUCGAUGCUGUUCACACCGUGAUGCUCGAGGAGAAUGGCAGAAAGGAGAUUGAUAUUAAACGUUAUGCCAAGGUGGAAAAGAUACCCGGUGGCACGAUAGAGGACAGUACUGUCUUGAAGGGAGUGAUGAUCAACAAGGAUGUGACACAUCCAAAAAUGAAACGUUAUAUCAAGAAUCCGAGAAUAGUGCUGCUGGACUGUCCAUUGGAGUACAAGAAAGGCGAAUCUCAGACGAAUAUAGAGAUAAUGAAGGACACUGAUUUCACUAAGAUACUGGAAUUGGAAGAAGAACACGUGAAGAAGGUCUGCGAGGACGUUAUUGCGGUGAAGCCGGACGUCGUGAUAACGGAGAAGGGUGUAUCCGAUCUUGCGCAGCAUUACUUCGUCAAGGCUGGCAUCUCUGCGAUACGCAGGUUACGAAAGAGCGACAUCAACAGAAUCGCUCGUGCCUGCGGUGCCACCGUCGUCAAUCGUACCGAGGAGUUGAAGGAGGAGGACGUCGGUACAGGCGCCGGUCUCUUCGAGAUCAAGAAGCUCGGCGACGAUUACUUCUGCUUCAUCACGGAUUGCAAGGAUCCUAAAGCCUGCACCAUCAUUCUGAGAGGAGCGAGCAAGGAUAUUUUGAACGAGACCGAGAGAAAUCUGCAGGAUGCGUUGCACGUAGCCAGAAAUCUUCUCAUCGACCCGAAACUCGUGCCAGGUGGCGGAGCGGUGGAAAUGGCGGUAUCACGUCUCUUAACGGAGAAGGCAGCGGGUCUCGCCGGUAUAGAGCAGUGGCCGUACAAGGCGAUCGCACAGGCCUUGGAGAUUAUUCCCAGAACGCUGGCGCAGAAUUGUGGCGCAAACACUAUCAGAACUCUGACAGCGUUGCGCGCGAAGCACGCAACGGAAGGAGGAACCACUUGGGGCAUUGAUGGGGAAACGGGUAAAUUGGUCGAUAUGAAGGAAUACGGUAUCUGGGAACCGUUGUCUGUAAAGUUACAGACGUACAAAACGGCGAUCGAGACCGCGAUUCUGCUGCUGAGAAUCGACGACAUCGUCUCCGGCAGCAAAAAGAAGAAGGACAAUGAUACCGCACAGUCGAAUCAAGGAGUCACGGAGGAGUCUAUGAAGGAUUAAAGUAUUUUCAAUAUCCGUGGAAGCCUAAUUGCUUUGCGUUUACUUUUAAGAUUCGAUUACCUUGCAUUCUCGCGUGUCUAUCGAAUUUUUAUCUUCUCUUCAAAUGCAUUUGUACACAAUAAAGAUAUUCCGUGAUUGUAAAAA